GGAGGGGGCGUAUAAAUAGCGAUGUGUAGAUGUUAGUGUUGGUGUUUCAUUGUUUACAUGGAUAUCCCACCCGCCAGUUUGAGAAGUUGAUCUAUUAACAAGUUCAAGAUGCCUGACGAACCCACCGAAGAGAAGUCCGCACAAGCUGUAGAGGUCAAUGAUUCGAGACUUUACAUUAGCAAUGUCAGUUACCACACGACAGAGUCCGAUCUUUCGGAGUUGGUUAAGAGCUUUAAAGUGUAAAAUAGAUACGUCCAGUCCCCCACAUUUGGUAUGCUCUUAUCAAAGCGGUUCUUGUGUACUAACAAAAGUGCCAACAGCAAUUCCAUCUUAGUUCCUAGUCAUACCGUUAGAGGGUUCCACUCUUACAAACAGAGAUCAUUGGGGAUCGCCUAUAUCGAUUUUGAGAAUGGGGAAGAGGCGUCAAUUGCUAUGGAGUUACUCAAUGGUUUGGAUUUGAACGGACGACCACUUAGGGCGAAGAAGUUCAUCCUGUACAGCCCUGGUAUUAAACGAGUGAAUUCUAAGCCAAAAGGUCGUGAUAAGCGAUCCAAAGCUAAAAGCAUUGUACUCUCUUCGCUUGAUGAAGAAGAUUUGAAUGAGAAGGAAAAAGUUAUAAACACACCGAAUACUGGAGAUGCUAACAACGAGGAUAGAUCUAACGGGUCAAGCUCCAGAAAAAAAUCAAAACCCGUAUCUGACACUACAGUGUACAUUGGCCGACUCUCUUCCAAAAUUACAGAUGGUGAUCUUCGUGAGUACUUUCACGAUUACGUACCAACUGAAGUUUAUAUCUUCAAGACCCGUUCGCCAAAGCAUCAUAGAUCUUUGUUCGGGGCGUCUAACUCAGCUUUGAUCACGUUAAGCGUAGAUCAUUCCGUGACAAAGGCAUUGGAGGAGUUGAAAGAUGUCAAAUUGAAAGGUAAGCGUGUUUAUUUACAGCACGCUUAUAUUUCAAAGAUUGAAGAGGUUAAAAAUGCUGUACGUGCAAAAGCCCUGAGGUGGGAUCUAGAGAACUCUUCACCAACAGAUGAUGGUGCUCAAGAGGCUGCUCAAGAGGCUGCUCAAGAGGUUGCUCAAGAGGUUCCUCAAGAGUGAGAAUCCCUAACCUCUAUGUUUCUUAGUAUUCACAAUGAAAACACCCAAGAAUAGCUAACACUGAAAUGAAUACUUCAACCAGCUCUUUCCUGCAUUUCUUUAUAGCUUUGAA
This is a messenger RNA of Williopsis jadinii, 1210 nucleotides long. It is a transcript of the gene RRT5, whose product is annotated as Rrt5p. Gene Ontology annotation, molecular function: mRNA binding. Gene Ontology annotation, cellular component: ribonucleoprotein complex; nucleus; cytoplasm. The record is from RefSeq and is a predicted model, not a curated record. The coding region runs from base 274 to 1098 and encodes 274 amino acids. NCBI's taxonomy places the organism in Eukaryota, Fungi, Ascomycota, Saccharomycetes, Phaffomycetales, Wickerhamomycetaceae. The transcript has a single exon.